UUAUUAUUGUUCCAACGCUCAUUCCUUCUUCUUCUUUCUCUUGCUGUUGAUAAUCAUUCACCUAAACCUCACCUACCUACUAAUCUAAUCUCCCCCCGAAAAUCAAAUUUCCAAAAUAAACAAUUAUUGAUCAUCACCGCUGCGGCCGAGACUGAGCGCAUUAUUAUAAUUCAGCACAUGCAUUUCAUGAGAAGCUCCGCAAAUUUACCUCUGAAAUGGCUCAUCAUCAUCUUCUUCUCAAAUACAUUGAUUCCGGCUUUCUCCGAUCCUCGUAUCGAAGAAGCCGGCCUAUUCUGCGGCACCUCAAAGCCGCCGCCAAACACCACUAUCGUCCCCACAUUCGUGGAAGAAAUGGAAAAGAUUUCUCAGUUGGUAAGCACCAACAAGUGGGGCCUCAACAUAAUCAACCACUCUGCAAUUCCCCUGUUCUGUCUUGCUCAGUGUUUCAACGACCUCUCUCGCACGGACUGUCUCUCCUGCUACGCCGCUAGUCGCACGCGCCUCCCUCGCUGCCUCCCCGCCUUGUCAGGCCGCUUGUAUCUCGACGGUUGCUUUCUCAGAUACGAUACUUACGAUUUCUUCGACGAGAGUGUUGACCCGGGUCACGAUAGAGUGAAUUGCAGUGGUGGUUUGCGCGUGGAGGAGGGGUUUAAGGAGAGUGUGGAGGUUUUGAUUGAUAAAGUGAGUAGGCUUGCGAUUUUAAAAGGAGGGUUUGGUGUGAUGGAAGUUGAGGGGGUGUUUGGAUUGGCGCAAUGUUGGAGGAGUUUGAGUAAGGAGAGUUGUGUGGAGUGUUUGGAGAAGGCGGCGAAAGAGGUGAGAGGCUGCUUGCCGAGUAGACAAGGGAGAGGUUUGAUGGCGGGGUGUUAUUUCAGGUAUUCCGAUCACAAGUUCUAUAAUCAAGAGGGCGACGCCCAUAGAUUUACCGCUUCUGGAACAAGUAUAGGAGCAACUGCAGGAAUCGCUCUGUCUGCAGCGGCAUUCAUUUUGCUCUCAGUCGUUGCUGCUUAUUUGAUUUACUUAAGGCUGUCAAGGUUGAAGGAAGAGCCGAUCAGCCUCAGUCACCUCUCUUCAUUUAACAAGCCCAGUGUGACAUACAAAUAUGAAAUUCUAGAGAAGUCAACGAAUUACUUCAGUAAUUCAAGGAAAUUAGGGGAAGGAGCAUCUGGUUCCGUGUUCAAAGCAAAACUUCCAAAUGGAAAUAUUGUUGCAGUUAAGAGAUUGUUUUUCAACACCAGGCAAUGGGUAGACGAGUUUUUUAAUGAAGUAAACUUAAUAAGUGGGAUCCAGCACAAGAACCUUGUGAAGCUUUUGGGUUGUAGCAUUGAAGGUCCAGAAAGCCUUUUGGUUUAUGAAUAUGUUCCAAACAAGAACCUCGAUCAGUUCCUGUUUGAUAAAAAUAUGGGUCAAAGUUUGAAUUGGGAGCAAAGGUUUGCUGUAAUAGUUGGAACAGCUGAAGGACUUGCAUAUCUUCACAGCGGUUGUGAGAUGAGAAUAAUUCAUAGAGACAUUAAGAGUAGCAAUGUUCUUCUUGAUGACGAUCUUACUCCAAAGAUAGCUGAUUUUGGACUUGCUCGCUGCUUUGGAACUGAUAAGACUCAUCUUAGUACUGGAAUUGCAGGAACUUUAGGGUAUAUGGCGCCCGAGUAUCUUAUUCGUGGACAACUUACUGAGAAGGCUGAUGUAUACAGCUUUGGAGUGCUCGUCCUUGAGAUUGUAUGUGGUAGAAAAAAUAUCACAUUUACAGAGGAUUCAGGUUCCCUUCUGCAAACAAUCUGGAGGCUGUACAAGAACCAUAAAUUGAUUGAAGUAGUAGACCCUCGUUUGCAAUAUGAUUUUCCGACGAAAGAGGUGACAAAUGUUGUCCAAAUAGGACUUCUAUGUACCCAAGCGUCGGCUGUAUUAAGGCCAUCUAUGAACAAAGUGGUUUGGAUGCUUAAUAAUCAAGAUUGUGAGGUUCCAAUGCCUAAACAACCUCCUUUUCUAAGUUCUAAAAUGGAGGGUUCAGCCAGCUCAGGACAGUCUACAAGCUUAGGUAGUUUGAUAUCAAGCGCAUUGACCAAAAUUGAUGUUUCGUACACCUCUACAGAUUCGUCUUGCACAAGAAGUUCUCAACGAUGAAGCAGUGAAAUGCAGAGCUGAUUACAUGCGGCCAAACAGAUGAGCAAAACUCACUUUAUAAGACAGCAGAACGGAGUUUGAGCUCAAAUUUUGUACAUUUUGUAAUGUCCUAGUAUUUCCAGGGUAGUGAACUAUGUGAGGAGCACGUCACUGUAUUAUUUAAACCAACUUACUUUUUUCCCCUGUGAAAAUCAGCAAGUGGAUCACAGUGUGUCUUGUUUUCUCCAUCUGGCUAGGAGAAGGCAUUGAGUGAACUCUAAGAUUGAAGUCUUGGAACUGAUCCCUUGAUUACAUGAUGUAUCUUGGCCUCUGUGGAGUUGGUAGUUUACCAGACUGAUGUAAUUUUUGAUAGAUGGAUAACAAGAGAAAUAAUGGUGUUUCGGAUUCCUUUGCAGGGAUGUUAAAAAAUUCGAAGAA
Messenger RNA from Daucus carota subsp. sativus, 2535 nucleotides. Its product is annotated as cysteine-rich receptor-like protein kinase 42. Gene Ontology annotation, biological process: protein phosphorylation. The coding region runs from base 178 to 2118 and encodes 646 amino acids. The record is from RefSeq and is a predicted model, not a curated record. The transcript is spliced from 6 exons. Gene Ontology annotation, molecular function: protein serine/threonine kinase activity; ATP binding. Lineage: Eukaryota; Viridiplantae; Streptophyta; Magnoliopsida; Apiales; Apiaceae.